Molecule: messenger RNA, 7399 nt
Organism: Arachis stenosperma
Lineage: Eukaryota; Viridiplantae; Streptophyta; Magnoliopsida; Fabales; Fabaceae
Product: calpain-type cysteine protease DEK1
Exons: 32
Coding region: 346-6807 (2153 amino acids)
Biological process (GO): proteolysis
Cellular component (GO): cytoplasm
Molecular function (GO): calcium-dependent cysteine-type endopeptidase activity
Source: RefSeq, a predicted model, not a curated record
GAGGAGAGAGAAGGGUGAGUAGGGUUUUAAUCUUCACUCUUUUUUCUCCUUUUCCCCCUUUUCUGAAUUCCUGAAACAAUUUCCGAGUCUCACAGAUUGUGAAGAUACCCACAAAAGACACAAGCUAAAUUCCAAAACUCCUUUUGUUUGCCCCAAUUUAUCAUCAUCAUCAUCUUCUUCUUUCUUUGCUAACCCUAACUUAGUGCACUUCAAUUUUUACCCACUCUCAAACCCUAGCUAUUCAGACCCAUGAUCCAUUUCAUCUGAAUUCACCAUCAUGCUGCUUCCAUUUGAGUCCACUACAGUCAAGUGCAUGUGCGUUAUUUGAGAGGGAAGAGGAGAGGCAUGGAAGGGGGUGACCGUGGGCUUCUCCUAGCUUGCGUGAUUUCGGGGACCCUCUUCUCAGUUUUGGGGUUAGCUUCAUUUUUGAUACUAUGGGCUGUUAACUGGAGGCCCUGGCGAAUUUAUAGUUGGAUCUUUGCUCGGAAAUGGCCGAAUAUCCUGCACGGUCCUCAGCUGCAUUUGCUCUGUGGCUUCCUGAAUCUUUUGGCAUGGGUGGUUGUUGUUUCUCCAAUUCUGGUGCUUAUCAUUUGGGGAUCCUGGUUAAUUGCAAUACUGGGUCGAGAUCUGAUUGGUUUGGCCGUAAUUAUGGCUGGCACAGCUCUUCUCUUGGCAUUUUAUUCAAUUAUGCUCUGGUGGAGAACCCAGUGGCAAAGUUCAAGAGCUGUAGCCAUUCUCCUCCUCCUAGCUGUUACUCUUCUCUGUGCGUAUGAACUUUGUGCCGUGUAUGUUACAACUGGUCCACGAGCAUCUGACCGUUAUUCUCCUUCUGGCUUCUUUUUUGGAGUUUCAGCAAUUACUUUAGCUAUCAACAUGCUAUUUAUUUGCAGAAUGGUGUUUAAUGGUAAUGGCUUGGAUGUGGAUGAGUAUGUAAGAAGGGCAUACAAAUUUGCUUAUUCUGAUCAAAUUGAAUUGGGUCCUGUGACAUCUUUACCUGAACCACCGGACCCAAAUGAGUUAUAUCCUCGACAAUCGAGAAGGGCUUCCCAUCUUGUACUUCUCUAUGUUGGCUCACUUUUUGUUCUGCUAGUAUAUUCCAUUUUAUAUGGCCUAACAGCAAAAGAGGCAAACUGGCUUGGAGCAGUUACAUCAGUUGCUGUUAUUAUUCUAGACUGGAAUUUGGGAGCUUGCAUGUAUGGUUUUCAACUUCUUGACAGUCGUGUUGCAGCACUAUUUAUUGCUGGAACGUCCCGCGUGUUUCUUAUUUGUUUUGGAGUGCAAUACUGGUAUAUAGGGCACUGUAUCAGUUAUGCCGUUAUGGCUACUGUGCUUCUAGGGGCUGUUGUUUCUCGUCAUUUAUCAGUGAAAAAUCCAUUGGCUGCGAGGAGAGAUGCCUUACAAAGCACUGUGGUUCGCUUGAGAGAAGGAUUUCGUAAGAAGGAGCAUAAUAGUUCAUCUAGCUUCUCUGAAGGCUGUGGGUCAAGUAUGAAACGGAGUAGCAGUGUUGAAGCUAGUAAUCUUGGUAAUGUCAUUGAAGCUAACAGAGGUUUGGCUGCAGCCGAUACAUGCAAUUGGAAUAAUGCCCCAUCUCAAACUGCCAGUUUGCCAGAUGGAAUAAAUAGUGACAAGAGCAUAGAUAGUGGCAGGUCAAGUUUAGCAAUACGUAGCAGCUCAUGUCGCUCAGCUGUUCAAGAGGCUGAGGCUGGAACGUCUUGUGAUGAUAGAACUUUGGAUCCCAAUAAUUCCAUGGUGGUUUGUUCAAGUAGUGGUGUUGAUAGCCAAGGGAAUGAAUCUAGCACAUCAAACUCUGCAAAUCAGCAAACAUUAGAAUUGAACUUAGCUCUUGCUUUCCAAGAAAGGUUGAGUGACCCUAGGUUUGCAACUAUGCUUAAAAGAAGUACAAGACAAGGUGAUCGGGAGUUGAGUACUCUAUUACAAGAUAAAGGCUUGGAUCCAAAUUUUGCUAUGAUGUUGAAAGAGAAAAGUUUAGAAUUAGAUCCAACUAUUCUCGCAUUAUUACAGAGGGGUAGUCUUGACGCAGAUAGAGAUCAUCGUGACAAUACUGAUAAUGCCAGUGUUGGCAAUGCCGUGCCUAAUCAAAUUUCAUUUUCUGAAGAACUGAGGUUGCAUGGGCUUGAAAAGUGGCUUCAGUUGUGCAGACUUGUAUUGCAUCACAUUACGGGUUCUCCAGAGCGAGCAUGGGUUCUGUUCAGUCUUAUCUUCAUAGUUGAAACAACCAUUAUUGGUGUAUUUCGUCCAAAAACAGUCAAAUUCGUUAAUGGAACCCACCAGCAGUUUGAGUUUGGCUUGGCUGUGCUUCUGUUGUCUCCGGUGAUAUGUUCAAUUAUGGCUUUCCUUCGAUCACUUACUGCAGAAGAAAUGGCCAUGACUUCAAAACCACGGAAGUAUGGUAUUAUUGCUUGGCUGUUCAGCACUUGUGUUGGAUUGCUGCUCUCUUUCUUGAGCAAAUCGUCUGUUCUCCUUGGAUUGUCUUUGACUGUGCCUCUAAUGGUGGCAUGCCUUUCUAUUGCAAUUCCUAUAUGGAUACGUAAUGGUUACAAGUUCUGGGUUCCCCGAGUGAAUUGUACGGGAAGUGUUGGAAAUGAUCGCAUUUCUGGUACAAAGGAGGGUAUAGUUCUUAUUGUUUGUACGUCAUUAUUCGUUGGAUCUGUACUGGCUCUGGGAGCAAUAGUUUCUGCAAAGCCUUUAGAUGAUUUAAGAUACAAGGGGUUGAAUGAUGAUCAGAAAAGCUUGACCUCCCCAUACACAUCUUCUGUUUUUCUUGGGUGGGCAAUGGCAUCUGCUAUUGGUUUAGUUGUUACUAGCUUGCUUCCAAUAAUUUCGUGGUUUGCAACCUAUCGCUUCUCCCUUUCCUCUGCUAUCUUUAUUGGAUUAUUUGCAGUUAUUCUCGUAGCAUUUUGUGGUGUGUCUUACUUGGAAGUUAUCAAAUCUAAAGAUGACCAACUUCCAACGAAGGGUGAUUUUUUAGCUGCUUUACUUCCUCUAGUCUGCAUUCCAGCCUUGCUCUCGCUUACUUGUGGAUUGCUUAAGUGGAAGGAUGAUGGUUGGAGACUUUCUAGAGGUGUAUAUAUCUUUGUUAUAAUUGGUCUUGUGCUUCUGCUUGGUGCUAUAGCAGCUGUUAUAGUUUACAUCAAACCUUGGACUAUUGGGGUAGCCUGUCUUUUGGUACUUCUCCUCAUGGUAUUAGCAAUCGGUGCUAUCCAUCACUGGGCAUCAAAUAAUUUUUAUUUGAGUCGGACACAGAUGGUCUUUGUGUGUUUCUUUGCCUUUCUGUUGGCUUUGGCAGCAUUUCUUCUUGGAUGGUUUGAAGGUCAACCUUUUGCUGGAGCAUCGGUUGGUUAUUUUUCAUUUCUUUUUCUUCUUGCUGGACGGGCAUUGACAGUUCUGCUUUCAAAUCCCAUUGUGGUGUACUCUCCCCGAGUUUUGCCAGUCUAUGUGUACGAUGCUCAUGCAGAUUGCGGAAAGAAUGUCAGUGUGGCCUUUCUCAUGCUAUAUGGGAUUGCACUAGCAACUGAAGGUUGGGGUGUUGUUGCCAGUUUAAAGAUUUAUCCACCCUUUGCUGGUGCUGCUGUAUCGGCAGUUACACUCGUUGUUUCAUUUGGGUUUGCUGUCUCUCGUCCGUGCCUUACGCUUAAGAUGAUGGAAGAUGCUGUACGUUUUCUCAGCAAGGAAACUGUUAAUCAGGCAAUUGCUAGAUCAGCAACAAAGACCCGGAAUGCUAUAUCUGGAACUUAUUCUGCACCUCAGAGGUCAGCUAGUUCUGCAGCACUUUUGAUUGGAGACCCUACUAUUAUGCGUGAUAAGGGAGGAAAUUUUGUGCUGCCCAGAGCCGAUGUCAUGAAAUUAAGAGACCGUUUGAGAAAUGAAGAAUUAGUCGCAGGUUCAUUUUUUAGUAGAUUUAGAUAUGAAAGGACAUUUCGCCAUGAGCCAACCAGUGUAGAUCACAGAAGAGUGAUGUGUGCUCAUGCAAGGAUCCUGGCUCUAGAAGAGGCCAUUGACACCGAAUGGGUGUACAUGUGGGACAAGUUCGGUGGUUAUUUGCUUUUGUUGCUUGGUUUAACAUCCAAGGCAGAACAAGCACAGGAUGAGGUUCGUUUGAGACUCUUUCUAGACAGUAUUGGAUUUUCUGACUUAAGUGCUAAGAAAAUAAAAAAGUGGAUGCCGGAAGAUCGUAGGCAGUUUGAAAUUAUUCAGGACAGUUACAUACGAGAAAAGGAGAUGGAAGAGGAGAUCUUCAUGCAGAGACGUGAAGAAGAGGGGAGAGGGAAAGAAAGAAGGAAGGCCCUGCUUGAAAAAGAGGAACGGAAAUGGAAGGAGAUAGAAGCUUCUCUGCUCUCCACCAUUCCUAAUGCUAGCAGCAGAGAGGCUGCGGCCAUGGUAGCUGCAGUGCGUGCAGUAGGAAGUGAUUCUGUUUUGGAUGAUUCCAAAGCUCGAAAGAGGGUUAAAAGCAUUGCACAGAGAAUACGUCUUUCGCAGUUAGCACAUCGUGCACUACAGACUGGGGUGACAGGUGCCAUAUGUAUUCUUGAUGACGAAGCAACUUCAAGUGGCCGGCAUUACGGUCCAAUUGAUUUGAGUCUAUGUCAAAGUCAGAAAGUUAGCUUUUCCAUAGCAGUGAUGAUUCAACCUGAGUCUGGUCCUGUCUGUCUUUUGGGCACGGAUUUUCAGAAAAUGGUUUGCUGGGAAGUUCUUGUGGCUGGUUCUGAACAAGGUAUUGAGGCUGGGCAAGUUGGACUCAGAUUGAUUACUAAACGUGAUAGGCAAACAACUGUCACGAAGGAGUGGAGUAUUGGUGCAACAUGUAUUGCAGAUGGAAGGUGGCAUAUCAUAGCAAUGACAAUUGAUGCUGAUUUAGGUGAAGCAACAUGUUAUACAGAUGGUGGAUUCGAUGGCUACCAAACUGGAUUACCUUUGUGUGUGGGUAGCAGCAUUUGGGAACAAGGGACAGAAGUUUGGGUGGGAAUUCGACCACCAGCAGAUAUUGAUGCUUUUGGUAGGUCAGAUAGUGAAGGGGUUGAAUCUAAGAUGCAUAUUAUGGAUGCUUUUCUCUGGGGAAGGUGCUUAACUGAAGAUGAGAUUUCCGCUCUCUAUACCUCGAUUGCUUCGGCAGACUUUGGUGGACUUGAUUACCCCGAAGAUAAUUUGCAGUGGACUGAUUCACCCCCGAGGGUUGAUGGUUGGGAUAGCGAUCCUGCUGAUGUAGAUUUAUAUGAUAGAGAUGAUGUGGAUUGGGAUGGACAAUAUUCUAGUGGGAGGAAAAGGAGGUCAGAUCGUGAUGGUGUGGUGGUGGAUAUAGAUUCCUUCUCUAGGAAAUAUAGAAAACCCAGAAUUGAAACACAAGAAGAGAUUAAUCAACGGAUGCGAUCCGUAGAAUCAGCCAUCAAAGAAGCUCUCUUUGCUAGAGGAGAGUCACGUUUUACUGACGAGGAAUUUCCUCCAAAUGAUCACUCUUUAUAUGUGGACCCUGAAAACCCUCCAGCAAAAUUACAGGUUGUUUCUGGGUGGCUGAGACCAGGUGAAAUUGUGCGACAGAACCAUCUUGACUGCCAUCCAUGCUUAUUUUCAGGAGCUCCUAAUCCUUCAGAUGUUUGUCAGGGCCGGUUAGGUGACUGCUGGUUCUUGAGCGCUGUUGCUGUUCUAACAGAGUUUUCACGUAUAUCAGAGGUAAUCAUCACUCCAGAAUAUAACGAGGAAGGGAUAUAUACUGUCCGCUUUUGUGUGCAGGGUGAGUGGAUCCCUGUAGUUGUUGAUGAUUGGAUUCCUUGUGAAUUGCCGGGUAAACCUGCAUUUGCUACUAGUAAGAAGGGUUAUGAACUUUGGGUCUCUAUAUUGGAGAAGGCAUAUGCCAAGUUGCAUGGCUCCUAUGAAGCACUUGAGGGUGGGCUUGUUCAGGAUGCUCUUGUCGAUCUUACCGGGGGUGCAGGGGAGGAAAUCGACAUGAGGAGCAGUGAAGCACAGAUUGACCUUGCAAGUGGUAGAUUGUGGUCUCAAUUGUUACGCUUCAAGCAAGAGGGUUUUCUCCUUGGUGCAGGAAGUCCUUCAGGCUCUGACGUGCAUAUCUCUUCCAGUGGCAUCGUGCAAGGACAUGCAUACUCAAUCCUUCAGAUAAGAGAAGUGGAUGGCCAUAAACUCGUACAGAUCCGAAAUCCAUGGGCAAAUGAAGUCGAGUGGAAUGGCCCUUGGUCUGAUUCAUCUCCUGAAUGGACAGAUAGAAUAAAGCACAAGCUGAAGCAUGUUCCACAGUCAAAAGAUGGUAUAUUCUGGAUGUCAUGGCAAGACUUUCAGAUUCAUUUCCGAUCAAUAUAUAUCUGCCGUGUCUAUCCACCCGAGAUGCGUUACUCUGUUCAUGGUCGAUGGCUUGGUGAAAGUGCUGGUGGGUGCCAGGAUUACGAUACCUGGCACCAAAAUCCACAGUUCAGACUAACUGCAACUGGGCAAGAUGCAUCUUUACCAAUUCAUGUAUUCAUUACCCUAACUCAGGGUGUCGGAUUUUCAAGAACAACCGCCGGAUUCAGAAAUUAUCAAUCCAGCCAUGAUUCUUUAAUGUUCUACAUCGGAAUGAGGAUACUCAAAACUCGGGGACGACGAGCAGGUUUCAAUAUAUACUUGCACGAAUCAGUUGGUGGGACGGACUAUGUUAAUUCUCGAGAAAUAUCCUGUGAAAUGGUUUUAGAACCCGAGCCAAAGGGAUACACCAUAGUCCCUACUACUAUACAUCCUGAGCAAGAAGCCCCCUUUGUACUUUCUGUUUUCACCAAGGCAUCAAUAACUCUUGAAGCUUUAUAGUACCUAGGGGAUGGCUUAUAUGUUGUGUCUUUUCCGCUGCAAAGAUUCUUUGCUUGGGCUCUCGGCAGAUCGGCGCAUGCAUUGCUAACCCUCCUCAGACCAAUUGGGCUGUGAUGAUGCAAUUCUUAAUGUUGAGGUUCAGCAUUGAAUUCCUAUUCCUUAUAGGAAUGAAAUGGCAUCUGUGCAAGAGAGACAAAAGGGUAAAAAAGAGCUUGAUCUUUUCAGUGUGAAUCUUGUUGAAGGGUGCUUGUGCCAGCAUUGGAGAGGGCUCUUAUGGUGAUUUGAUAUGUACAUAGAAGUGGUACUAUAGAGGUAUACUUGUAACCAUUUAAUCAAAGUGGGAAAAGGAAAAUAGCUGACAAUAAAAUAGGUAAUUACUAACACCUGGUGAAAAUGGAGGUCAAAGGGGGAUUUGGGAAGGGUAGGUAUAGUAACAAGCAUUGAGUAACUCAUUGUAAAUUUCAGCUGCCAUUUUGACAACUGCAGAAGAAGAAAAAUGUACAAACAUUAACAAUCACGGGUUCCUAUUAAUGUCGUGAUAUUGGCCAAGUUUUGUAAAAAUGUCUUUUUAAUCUAAUUUGAUUUUCAGUUA